CGAGGUCAACUCGUGUACGAGGACCAACAUUAGGCAAAGGAGUGCAGAAAAAAAUUACUAGGAGAAAGGGGGAGAAGUUACAUGUCUAUGUGAAUCGGGUGUUGAACACAAUCACAAGAGGGAAUGCCACCCCAGCGACGAAUGAGUUGGGCCUUCAAAUCAGACGGUUGUGCCCUCUUCAGUGCGUGAAGUCAUGGAGAAAAAUUGAUCAACCUACCAAAGAUGUGGAUCCAAGCAGUGCUCGACAAGUUUGUUAUCGGCGAUGAUUUUGAUAAUGAUGAACAAGCGCAACAGAUCCUCGAUAGAAAGGCAUAUUUGCUAUAUAAGGAUUGGAGGUACAAUCUAAAGCAAGAGUUCCUCGAACUUGAGGAAAAGGGUGUUGAUGACCCCUAUAGUCAUCCGCCUAGUGGAGUGAGCUUGGAGGACUGGAAAUAUAUGAUUGAUGUUGCUUGGAAAGAUGAAUCUCACUUGAAACGCUCAAGAGCUGGUAAAGCAAAUAGGGGUAUGCUCCCCUAUAAUCAUACAAGUGGAUCGCGGUCAUUUCCUAUAGCAAUGUCGCUUAUGGUGAGAAGUUAAUUUAGUAAUGUAAUGGAUGAUUGAUAUGGUGAAUCUACAAGUAACAGCCACCGAUGCGGGGUUGCCAUUGACCCACGAAGAAAUAUCAAGGCAAGUGCUUGGGGAAAAAAAACAUUACUUGCAUGGAUGUGGGAUAGGCCCACAACCCUCUUCCACAGCUUCUAGUGCGGCACGAGCACAUGAUAAACAUAUGGAGUCAAUGAGAGCGGAAGUGGAGGUUCUUCGUGAGCAGCGUCAAAGUGAUCGUGAGGAGUUGUUGAAGGAGAAAGAGGAGCGUCAAAGAGAUCAGGAGGAGCUAUUGAAGGAGAAAAAGGAGCCGCAAAGAGAUCGGGAGGAGCUAUUGAAGGAGAAAGAGGAGCGGCAAAGAGAUUGGGAGGAAAUUACGAGGGAAAGAGGAGAGCAGCUGAU
Molecule: messenger RNA, 984 nt
Organism: Camellia sinensis
Lineage: Eukaryota; Viridiplantae; Streptophyta; Magnoliopsida; Ericales; Theaceae
Source: RefSeq, a predicted model, not a curated record